AUUACAAGUGUCAUCAGAAUCCAGACAUGUUUAACUAUUAAUUUUUGUUCAAGAAUAUGGUAUUCAAUGUAUUACCCUCAAAAUAAGAAACUGUCAUUAGCAUAUGUAUGUGUAUGCAUUUACAGCCAAAUCAAAAUAUAUUAAUCUACCGUUCCAAAAUAUUUAGGCUUCCAAUAUUACAUCUAAGAAGAGAGUUAAGAGAAAAAAGAAAGCGCUUGAGGAAGAGAAGAAGUGAUGGCACAUUACAGAGCAGGCUCGGAGAUAGAGAACGUGUUAAACGAUAUAAACACUAGUCGCCGGGAAAAGGAGGAAGAUGAAGAUGAAGCCAUGAAAUGGGCGGCUCUGGAGCGUCUUCCUACGCACGACCGGGUUAGUAAGGCCAUGUUGAGAGGGAUCACAGGAGGUUUCAAGGAGAUUGACAUGAAGGAUCUUAGCCUCGAGGAGAGAAGAGAGCUAUUUGAUAGAGUGGUUGCGAUGAAUGACGAUGAUUGGCAUGGAUUCUAUCUACGGAGACUAAAGAGACGUACCGAUAGAGUCUCUUUGAAACUCCCAACGAUAGAAGUCAGAUUUGAGAAUGUGAACGUGACCACAGAAGCAUCUAAAGGCAGCAGAGCUGUUCCCACAGUCAUUAACUCAUACGUCAGCGUUGCAAAAGGUGUUGCAACUAAAAUCGGAGUUCGUCGGAGUAAAAAGGCGACAAUCUCUAUUCUAAAAGAUGUUAGCGGAAUCAUCAAGCCUGGCAGGCUGACUCUACUUUUAGGACCACCAGGCUCUGGAAAGUCGACCCUACUUAAAGCAUUGUCUGGAAAGAUAGAAAGUGGACUAAAAUGUACAGGGAAAGUGACAUACAAUGGUCAUGAAAUGCAUGAGUUUGUACCUGAAAGAACUGCUGCCUAUAUCGGCCAAUACGAUGUUCAUAUGCCAAAGCUGACAGUUCGUGAAACAUUAAAGUUCUCCGCAAAAUGUCAAGGAGUCGGCACAGGCUACGAUAUGCUUGAGGAGUUACUGAGACGGGAGAAAAAAUUUAAUAUCAAGCCAGAUCCUUACCUCGAUGCGCUAAUGAAGGCUUCGGUAAUAAAAGAACACAAAGAGAAUGUCGUUACAGAUUACGUUUUAAAGUUACUAGGACUUGAGACAUGUGCUGAUACUAUAGUUGGAGACCAUAUGGAAAGAGGCAUCUCUGGCGGGCAAAAGAAACGUGUGACGACCGGCGAGAUGUUGGUCGGACCUGUCGGAGCUUACUUUAUGGACAACAUAUCAGAUGGUUUAGAUAGUUCAACGACGUUUCAGAUUGUCAAGUGCAUAAAGCAAAUGAUCCAAGUUUUCGAUAAAACCGCUCUUGUCUCUCUUCUCCAGCCUCCUCCAGAGACAUUCGAGCUCUUCGAUGAUGUCAUCAUUCUUGGAGAAGGCCGUAUCAUUUACCAAGGACCUAGAGAAGACGUCCUCGGCUUCUUUGAGUCUAUGGGGUUUAAGUGUCCUGAAAGAAAAGGAGUUGCUGAUUACUUGCAAGAAAUUUUAUCAAGAAAAGAUCAAGAACAAUACUGGGCUAAUCCAGACCUACCAUAUCAUUAUGUAUCGGCAAAAAAGUUCGAGGAAGGAUUCAGAACGUACCAUCUCUGGAGCACAAUCAGUUCUCAGCUAGCAACACCAUUUGAUAGAAAGAAGAAUCACAGAGCAGCCUUGACAAAGACUAGAUAUGGAGCUAGAAAGAUGGAUCUGCUAAAGGCCUGCUUAGCAAGAGAACAUAUUCUAAUGAAAAGAAACUUUAAAAUCUUUGGCCUCAAGUCAUUUCAGCUCAUUUUCAAUGCAAUCACGAUAUCCAUUGUGUUUUCGACACAAAGGGAAUACCACAACACGAUAGAGGAUGGAAUCAUCUACAUGGGAGCUAUCUAUUUAGAAAUACAAAUGAUUGUCUUCUCUGGCUUUUUUGAGCUUCCUAUGACAAUCGAUAAACUUCCCGUGUUCUACAAGCAACGUCGUUUCAGCUUCUAUCCAUCGUGGGCUUUCUCGUUACCAGCUUCAGUCAUCAACUUUCCUAUAUCCUUCGCAGAAGUAUUGAUUGUGGUUUUUAUAACUUACUACAGCAUUGGAUAUGAUCCAACCAUCACAUCGUUUUUAAAACAUUACUUGAUUCUAGCAUUGUGUGGACAAAUGUCGUAUGGAUUUUUUCGGUGUAUCGCUGCAGUGACUAGGAACCAUGUGGUUGCAAACACAAUGGGAUGUCUUGCUGUUAUGUGGCUGAUGACAUUCAGUGGAUAUGUGUUAUCUCGAGACCAAGUGCACAAGUGGCUAGCAUGGGCGUAUUGGACAUCCCCAUUUAUGUAUAUUCAAACUGCUGUUUCUGUCAACGAGUUCCGCAGCAAGUCAUGGAAAGAUGGUCUUGGAGUUGCAAUCUUGAAAUCACGAGGAUUUUUUGUAGAGACUUACUGGUACUGGAUUGGACUUUUGGCAUUGAUUAUAGCCACAACCUUGUCCAACAUUGUUACAUCUUUGUGUCUAGCUUUUCUUAAACAAUAUGGAGUAUCCAAGUCUGCGGUUUUACGGGAUGAAUGUGAAGAAUCUGAUAGCAAUGCAUAUUCAAGUGUGGCGACAAAAAGAACUUCCAACGACAAGAAACUGCGGAUACCCUUCAAGCCUUUAUACAUCACGUUCGAGAACAUCAUGUAUUCUGUUGAUACUCCAAAUGAAAUGAAAAAAAGAGGGAUCAAAGAUGAGAAACUAGUGCUACUGAAUGGACUAAGUGGUGCUUUUAGGCCCGGUCAUCUCACUGCGCUUAUGGGCAUGAGUGGAGCAGGCAAAACUACAUUGAUGGACGUUUUAGCCGGGCGCAAGAACACUGGUUACAUUACAGGGGACAUUAAUGUCUCUGGCUUUCCUAAAAAGCAGGACAGCUUUGCUCGUAUUUCAGGAUACUGUGAACAGUUUGACAUACACUCCCCUCUUUUGACAGUCUAUGAGUCCCUUCUUUAUUCAGCAUGGUUGAGGUUACCUCCUAAUAUCGACGCAAGUACUCGAGAGCUAUUCAUUGAAGAGGUGGUGGAGUUGAUAGAGUUAGAACCAUUGAGAGGUAUGUUGGUUGGUUAUGUUGGAAUUAGCGGUCUUUCGACCGAGCAAAGAAAGAGGAUGACAAUAGCUGUAGAGCUUGUAGCCAAUCCAUCUAUUCUUUUCAUGGAUGAGCCAACAUCUGGCUUGGAUGCAAGAGCUGCUGCUAUUGUCAUGAGGACUGUUAGAAACACUGUUGACACUGGAAGAACUGUUGUCUGCACCAUUCAUCAGCCUAGUAUUGAUAUUUUUGAAUCAUUUGAUGAGCUUUUCUUAUUGGCUAGAGGUGGAGAAGAGAUCUAUGUUGGUCCAAUAGGCCACAAUUCCUCACAACUAAUUGAAUACUUCGAGGGAAUAAAAGGAGUAGGUAAGAUCAAGGAAGGUUAUAAUCCAGCAACAUGGGCACUAGAAGUAACAACAAGGGAACAAGAAGAUGUUCUUGGUGUCAAAUUUGCUCAGGAAUACAAAAACUCAAACCUCUACAAGAGAAACAAAGAUCUAAUUAAGGAACUAAACAAGGUUCAACCUCAUGCACAAGACAUUCAUUUCUCAACAAAGUACUCACAAUCCUACCUCACUCAGUUCCAAGCUUGCCUGUGGAAGCUACACAAAUCAUACUGGAGAAACGUUCCUUACAACGCCGUCCGUCUUUGUUUCGCGGCUGCGGUUGGAAUCUUGUAUGGGAUCAUCUUCUGGAGCCUUGGCAAAAGAAUGGGAACAAGAGAAGAUAUAUACAACAGCGUAGGCGCUAUGUCAAUCAUUAUUGGCUUCUUAGGCUCACAAAGUGCGGCCACUGUGCGUCCUGUGGCAAUAGCUGAACGUACUGUCUUUUACCGAGAGACCGUUGCUGGAAUGUACUCUGCUCUACCAUAUGCAUUCUCACAGGUGAUAAUCGAGAUUCCAUAUACAAUGGCUAAAGCUUGCAUCGUUUCAACUAUUGUCUAUGGGAUGAUUGGAUAUGAAUGGACUGCUUCCAAGUUUUUGCUAUACACAUUCUUUAACUUCAUUACCAUCAUCUACUACAUCUACACUGGCUUCAUGCUCAUUGCUGUAAGUCCUAAUCAAGAAACCGCUGCGAUACUCAAUGGUAUCAUCUCCACAACGUUGAACGUCUUCUCAGGAUUCACCAUUCCUCGUCCUAGAAUGCCAGUGUGGUUGAGAUGGUUCCCGUACGUUAGUCCAGCGUGGUGGGGGUUGUAUGGAUUGACUAUAUCUCAGUACGGAGAUGUGGAGACGAGGCUUGAUACAGGUGAGACGGUGAAAGAGUUCAUGAAGAACUAUUAUGGUUAUGAACAUGACUUCUUAUGGAAGGUCUCACUUGUCCUCAUCUCCUUCUGUUUGCUCUUUGCCUUUAUCUAUGCUCUCUCGGUUAAGACUCUCAACUUCCAAAAGAGGUGAGCCUUUGUUAUACCUCCAUUAGAAGCUUGACCUAAGUUCAACUUUCUUUCUCUACAAGCAAGGUCCAGACUGAGAUUUUGGGGAUUAUCGAUAUUUUCUAUAUAACUUUUAUUU
Molecule: messenger RNA, 4554 nt
Organism: Brassica rapa (field mustard)
Lineage: Eukaryota; Viridiplantae; Streptophyta; Magnoliopsida; Brassicales; Brassicaceae
Product: ABC transporter G family member 38
Cellular component (GO): membrane
Molecular function (GO): ATP hydrolysis activity; ABC-type transporter activity; ATP binding
Source: RefSeq, a predicted model, not a curated record